AUGGAUUUACCUAUUAACAGUGUCUGCAAAAUAUCGUGUGCAUCAUUGGACGACACCCCAAUACUUAGAAAGAAGACAGGUAAAAGGUCACAAGAAAAACGGAAGAGAAAGUCAGCCUCUGUAUUUCAGAAUAGCCUUGGCCACUGUACCAAGAUGGAAGCUCACUUACCAGUAAAAUCAGAUGCUGAACAAAUUUCACAUCCAAGACGUCCUGUACCAUGUGCUGCUCUUGAGCCUCAACGAAACUUAACGAUGGCGAAGCAGUCCAACCGACAUCAUGAGGCACAAAGACGGUUGUUCACACUUAAGACUGCUACAAAGCUGGCGGCUCGUAGGAGUAUUGGUGGCAAGGCACUCAGGAAGCAGUUGGACUCUAGCAUCAGAUCCUACGAAUCUGCUCAAAGGGGAGGUCUUAGCAGGACAUAG
Messenger RNA from Schistosoma turkestanicum, 426 nucleotides. NCBI's taxonomy places the organism in Eukaryota, Metazoa, Platyhelminthes, Trematoda, Strigeidida, Schistosomatidae. The record is from the annotation of a GenBank genome assembly.